Phytophthora nicotianae INRA-310 is the source of this 547-nucleotide messenger RNA. RefSeq lists its product as hypothetical. Gene Ontology annotation, biological process: mitochondrial translation. NCBI's taxonomy places the organism in Eukaryota, Oomycota, Peronosporomycetes, Peronosporales, Peronosporaceae. The coding region runs from base 76 to 348 and encodes 90 amino acids. The record is from RefSeq and is a predicted model, not a curated record. Gene Ontology annotation, cellular component: ribosome; mitochondrial large ribosomal subunit. The transcript is spliced from 2 exons. Gene Ontology annotation, molecular function: structural constituent of ribosome.
UUGAAAAGAAGCGUCUGUGAGCCACAUGCUCAUUAACUGCGCCAGACUUGAGACUUCCAGGCAGCGUAAGGCAAGAUGGUGUGGAAUCGCGUCAAGUUCCCCAACAUGGCGGUGACCUUCAUGGGCAAGAACGCACGCACACGGCUGCGUGACAACCAGUACGUCUUCCGCGUAGAGCCGCACUACACCAAGCACGAGAUCAAGGAGUAUCUGACCAAGGUUUACGACCUUCCAGUGGCUAAGGUCAACACCAUGAACUACGAAGGCAAGUUUAAACGCGCAUUCCGUGGGCGAUACGUGUACAAGGAGAAGGACUGGAAGAAGGCCAUUGUGACCCUCAAGGAGUAACUUAGGCGCGUAGUUAAGGCGGUGGAGACAGCUACACAUUCUAGCAGCGGAUAUAGGGCUAACUCAACUGCUGAAUGGAAGGAUAUAUCCACCGUAUUCUUUGUGUUUAAAACCUGUCAUCAUAGCAAAUAUCCUCUUACAGACGCAAUAAUAAAACACAGCCACGCGCAGUUCUUCCACUGCUCCGAUGUUAUGCCUG